AUCCUGGGGCGCUGGCUCCGGGGGGCCCCACAUCCUCUCGCAGCUGUUCCCAGCCCGGAGCUAAGGAUACGCCUCUGGGUCUUGAAAGGAGGACCCCAGGCUCGCGGGCCGCGACCACACAGAAACCUGCUUGCGGCGCGCUUUGGAGAGACUUGUGCUGCCCGGGGGCUGCGGACAGCUGGGAGGAAAGAUGUUCACUGUGCUGACCCGCCAACCUUGCGAGCACGCAGGCUUCAAGGCCCUCUCCCGCACGCCAGUCGUCGUCGCCUUGGUGGUCUUGAUUUUGAGUGUGGUGGUACUUGUGGCCAUCACACUCAUCCAGAUUCACCAGAAAGAGGUCCUCCUUCCCGGACUGAAGUAUGGAAUCGUGCUCGAUGCCGGGUCUUCCAGAACCACAGUCUACGUGUAUCAGUGGCCAGCGGAGAAGGAGAACAAUACCGGCGUGGUCAGCCAAACCUCCAAAUGCAGUGUGAAAGGCUCUGGGAUCUCCAGCUAUGGGAAAAACCCCCAAGAUGCCCCCAAAGCCUUCGAGGAUUGCAUGCAAAAAGUCAAGGAGCAGAUUCCCGCCCACCUGCAGGGAUCCACGCACAUUUACCUGGGCGCGACGGCUGGGAUGCGCUUGCUGAGGUUGCAAAAUGAAACAGCAGCUAAUGAAGUCCUUGCAAGCAUCCAAAACUACUUCAAGUCCCAGCCCUUUGAUUUUAGGGGUGCUCAAAUCAUUUCUGGGCAAGAGGAAGGGAUAUAUGGAUGGAUUACAGCCAACUAUUUAAUGGGAAAUUUCCUGGAGAAGGACCUGUGGCACAUGUGGGUGCAUCCAAAUGGAGUGGAGACCACAGGUGCCCUGGAUUUAGGCGGCGCCUCCACCCAGAUAUCCUUCGCGGUGGGAGAGAAGGCGGAGCUGAACACCAGUGACAUCAUAAAGGUGUCCCUGUACGGCUAUGUGUACACACUCUACACGCGCAGCUUCCAGUGCUACGGGCGAAACGAGGCCGAGAAGAGGUUUCUGGCCAUGCUCCUUCAGAAUUCCACCACCAACACCAACGUCACCAACCCCUGUUACCCUCGGAAUUACGUCACCACCUUCACCGCGGGCCACCUCUUUGACAGCCUGUGCACGGAGGAGCUGAGGCCUGGAGGUUAUGACCCCGAUGACACCAUCACUUUUGAAGGAACCGGGGACCCAUUACUCUGUCGGGUGAAGGUGGCUUCCCUCUUUGCCUUCAGAGCUUGCCACGACCGAGAGAUCUGCUGCUUUGACGUGGUUUAUCAGCCGGAAGUUAAAGGAUCUUUUGUGGCCUUUGCGGGAUUCUUCUACACAGCCAACGCGUUAAACCUCUCGGGCAGCUUUUCCCUGAACGCCUUCAACUCCAGCACCUGGGAUUUCUGCUCACAGGACUGGAGUCAGCUCCCGCUGCUGCUGCCCCGGUUUGAUGAGGUGUACGCCCGCUCCUACUGCUUCUCGGCCCACUAUAUCUACCACUUGCUCGUGAGUGGGUACAAAUUCACCGAGGACACCUGGCCCCAAAUACAUUUUAAAAAAGAGGUGGACAAUAGCAGCAUAGCCUGGUCUCUUGGCUACAUGCUCACCCUGACCAACCAGAUCCCAGCCGAAAUCCCCCUGAUCCGCCUGCCCAUGAAGCCACCUACCUUUAUGAGCGUCCUCGCCUUCUUCACGGGAGUGGCCUUGCUGUGCCUGGCAUUCCUGGUGUACCUGUAUGCGUUGUCUAGGAAUCAGAGGCGUUCCCAGCAUGCCUUGGACCAUGCAGUGGAUUCCGAGUGAGCCGAGUGAGCAGCUGCAGGAGCUCGAGGGCUGCCCAGGUCCAGCCUGGGUGACACCAGACAAUGCGAGUGAAAUGCCCAUCUGCGGGAAACACAACCACAGUCAAAUACUUAGGUCGUGCGCCCCUCAGAUACGAAGUAUGCCAAAGCACCUCUUGGGGAGCCCCUCAACUGUUCCUUGCACACUGCUCCUCAGAGACCCCACCACCCAAUGCUGGCCCCCUGGGGAACAGGAGAGACAGGCCCUCAAGGCCGGCUCUUUAUUCCAGGGCCCCAGAGGAAGAGGAAGCAGAGAUUAUGACAGUUCCAUGUUGAAGAAUUGACCUCAGGGCACAUUUUGCAUCCUGUCCUCCCUUAGAAAUGCCGUAUUCCUCCUGGCAGAUGCCCACUAAGCAUUUGACCCAAACAGCUAUCUCAUCGUAUGGCUUCUGCCCGCUGGUCCUUAACUGAGACUGUCCUUUAGCAAUCCCAUAAACAUUGAGCUCCCUCAGGUUGGUAGGAUAUAGUAUCUGGGGGAGAAGACUGCUUUACGCCCAAGGUCAGUGGCCACAGCCAGCUUCUGUCGUGCAGGCAGAACCUGAAGGAUGGACGCACAGCAAGUCUCCCAGAAAACAGCUGGCCAUUCCCCAAGUGGGAUUCCCUCCCGCUCAGGGCUCUGGUCAUUAGAUCGCAGCCGGUGUCUGUAUCAUUAUCCUCCCCUCCCCUUCUCGUUGCUCCUGUCAUCCUAUGAAACAUUUCCUCCCAGCGAGGGCAUUGUGUUCCAGAUCUUUUUGCCUUGGUGAGGCUUUUGUUUCAGGCCAUCUUUCCAGAAAUCGUUAGCGUGGUGUGCACCUUCUGUCCACCAUCCCACAGGUAUGCUUGAUGCUGCCAUAAGACGUCCUAUUCUAUGAUUGGCUUACCAGUUCCUUUCCUGGGUGGUAGACCUCCCUGCGUAGCGGCCAUAGUUCCUGAUUUUGGAGAAAGAAGAGGAAGCUGCAGGGACGUUUAACUCCUAAGUGGGAUGGGGGGGAACUCCGGCAUGUCCGAUGGCUACAGGCUAAAAAACAACAUGAUUGCAGAUGGUCGUUUGGUAGCUCAAUGUGGAAUAAAGGACUCGGAUUUUGUUUUC
Myotis brandtii (Brandt's bat) is the source of this 2887-nucleotide messenger RNA. RefSeq names its product ectonucleoside triphosphate diphosphohydrolase 3 (gene ENTPD3). The transcript has 11 exons. Bases 191 to 1780 code for a protein of 529 amino acids. The record is from RefSeq and is a predicted model, not a curated record. Gene Ontology annotation, cellular component: plasma membrane. Gene Ontology annotation, biological process: nucleoside diphosphate catabolic process. Gene Ontology annotation, molecular function: UDP phosphatase activity; GDP phosphatase activity. NCBI's taxonomy places the organism in Eukaryota, Metazoa, Chordata, Mammalia, Chiroptera, Vespertilionidae.